GGCAGAGCAUAGGCGGGGGCACCAUGUCUUGCAGUAUCAAACUUCUUGUACUUGUAGCAGUUUGCCUUUAUUUACAAGCGAUUUCAGCCAAACGGUAUGACUUCAAAUUUUGCUGGAGUCAAUCAGAAUUUGAGGCGAUUUUGGACUCGCAGUGUUUGAAUCGUGCUUUCAGGCGAGGCAUUGAGAAGGGAGAUUUUGUGAAAUCGGAAAAAGAGGCCAAGCACUUCCUCAAGAAAUUAGCAAGGAGAGACCUUCAUUCUGUGGAGCCUAGUCAACCUACGAACUACCAUGAAGAGUGUUGUGUGGAGGGUUGCAAGUAUGAGGAAGUAGCGGAAUACUGCUUGUUGUACUGAAAGUUUAUGAUCAACAUGAAUCAAAGGACACUAGUUAGAGCUUGAAAAACAUGUACAGUCAUAUCGGAAUCAUAUUCUUAAACUAUAGUUUAAGUUGAUCUUAUUUGUGAGAGUUCCCUUCUUUUUCUUAGCUGCCCGUUCGGUCUCUGCGAUCGCUUCCUUUCUUUGUACACAUUUCGUGAAGAAGAGAUAAAGUCCUCAUUAGAGCAUGACUCAAUCGCGAUUUGGUAUGCUGUCAUGAAACACUGAUGAGUUUGAUAUUCAGAAUAUUUGCAGCCUUUUAUCGAAUGUUUCUUGCUUUUCUGGCGAGAAACGAAAUUAGUGCCGAUUUACUUAUUUUCAGAGGAGGGCAGCCAUUUCUUUCUCCGUAGAGAUGGCAUGGGGUUUUUAAGGUUUACUCAUUAAAUAAAGUUUGAUUUGGGGUCCACACUAGUA
Molecule: messenger RNA, 788 nt
Organism: Pocillopora damicornis (cauliflower coral)
Lineage: Eukaryota; Metazoa; Cnidaria; Anthozoa; Scleractinia; Pocilloporidae
Product: insulin-like peptide IlO1_i1
Source: RefSeq, a predicted model, not a curated record